AUGUCCUCUUUACCGAGAUUGUUUUUUCCUUAUGAUAUUUUGUCUCUUUUAAUUCGUAUUUGUGGGUUAAGUUUGUAUUUAUACUUAUUUCCUGCCUUGUUAAAGGAAAUUGCGUAUAUUCUAUCUCUAUUUAUGCCAACAUUUUUUUUACAAAUAUCACAUCUCUCCGGAUACUACUUAUUUCUCGCAACCACUAUUUGUGUGUUGGAUGUUCAGGAUAAAAUGAUAAACUCUGUUACCUUAUCUAGAGUACUUCAGAUUUAUCAAUUACGUAAAAAAGAACACGGAAUUUUCGAAUACAUAAAUAAUUAUAUUGACAAGAUCAAAGCUUCCAAUAUUCCAAUUUCUCCAUUUUGUCCUUGUCAAAACUCUGAAUUGAAAGUCAAUAAUAGUGGUUGGUGUGAAUCUUGCGGAUUAGGUCUGGUGCCUGGUAUCAUGCUUCCUCCUUGGACCAGCGGGCACCCAGAAAUUAAUAGGAUUAUCUUUCGUACUCAAAUUGAAUCUAAUCAUAUUUUUGAUCAUAUCGAAUGGAUCAAUUAUGAUAGGUUUACAGAUGUUAAAAAAAUUAUAGGAGAUGUUUACUCCGCUUCUUGGGUAGACGGACCGAUGUGUUUAUAUGGAAUGGCAAGAAAUGGCGCUCAAAAUGUGAUUAUUAAAAGCCUUGGAAAAUCUUCUGCUAAUGUGACCCCCGAGUUUCUUCAUGAGCUUGAAUUAUACGUCAAACUUAUCACAUCGUACACGGAAUUACGUUAUGAAUUAUUAGGAUCUAUUCAAUGUUACGGCCUAACUCGAAAUCCAAGUACUCAAGAAUAUAUGUUGGUUAGCGAAUAUAUCAAAGGAGGUGAUUUACGAAAUCAUCUUUCCAGAAACUUCAAAAACAUGAAGUGGCUUGAAGAUAAAUUGCAAAUUCUUAUUUCAAUCGCAAAAGGAUUAAAAUUAAUUCAUGAAUCAGGGUUUGUUCAUUAUAAUUUACACUUGGGAAAUGUGUUGAUUGGAGAAGAUGAGAAACCUACAGUAUUUGAAAGUGAAAACGUUCAUUGUAGCCAAUUUAUCGAUUUGGAUGCUAUCUCAAAAGAAGAAACAUUUGAAGUUUUGGAUGAUG
This is a messenger RNA of Racocetra persica, 1102 nucleotides long. The record is from the annotation of a GenBank genome assembly. NCBI's taxonomy places the organism in Eukaryota, Fungi, Glomeromycota, Glomeromycetes, Diversisporales, Gigasporaceae.